AUGCCCAAUGCCCCAAAGCAACUUUUGCCUUUGGAUAGGAAGUGCUGCACAGCCUACUUCUCCUGCCUUCUUUUGCUAACCAUUUUGUUUGGACUGAAAGUCAUAAUUGAAAAUCCUUUAGUGCAGACAAAAGAUGUGGAAAAAGAAGAAAAAUUCAACCCUACAACACCAAGCAACUACAAAUUAUUGCUCAGUGAGAAUCAUUCUGCAGUUAGAAUCUAUGAAGCAGACACCAGGCUGCUGCCUCUGUUGCAUCUACCUGUGAAGAACCCUCAAGAUUUUUACUCACUGCGGGAUAUUGUGGCCAAUGGACAAAGCCUGGAUGGAAAAAUAAUUAAUGUUCUUGCUGCUAUUAAAUCAGUUGGUGAACCAAAAUAUUUUGCUACUUCAGACAGGCGGAAGGGCCACAGGUGUGAAAUAAGGCUGUGUGAUGAUAGCGAGUCUUCCUUUGCAAUGAUAUGCUGGGACAAUGAAUCUAUCCAGCUUGCACAGAGCUGGGUACCCCAGGAAACAGUAAUAUUUGCAUCUGAUGUAAGAAUAAAUUUUGACAAAUUUAGAAGCUGUAUGAUUGCAACUGUAAUCUCAAAGACCAUCAUUACUAUUAAUCCUGAUACAGCAGAAGCAAAUAGUUUAUUCAACUUUAUAAGACAAAGUCCAGAAAUGUUAGACUUGGAUGAUGAAAUGAGAGAUCAGUUCAAGGAGUCCAUAAAUUUGCAGACAAUAGUUGACAUUUAUACAGUGGAACAAUUAAAGAUGAAAGCUUUGCAAAAUGAUGGAAAACCAGAACCAUUUUAUGGCAUUAUUUUUGCCUACAUUUCUACAUUGAAUAUUGAUAAUGAAGCAAGUAAAAUAAUACGAAACAGAUGUGUCAAGUGCCACUAUGUUGUCAAUGAAAAGACAAAUACGUGUUCUUUCUGUAGCAGCAUUCACUCCUUCUUCGAUGCAGACGCUGUGCCAGUGUUUGCCAGCUUUGAUUUACCAGUUGAUCUAACUGACCACACAGGCACGCUUCACUUUUGCAGUCUCUCAGACAGAAUAGCUGAAGAAACUUUAGGUUACACGGUCCAAGAAUUUCAAGCUCUGACAGACAUACAAAAGACAACAUUAAAAUGGCAACUUCUUCUAGAAAGAAGCAAAAUUUAUUUUAAAGUUAUUCUUUCUACCACAGCACGAACGGGGCUGAGAGUAAAACUGCUUUCUUGCAAGCUAGCAGAUCCAGUGGAGGCUUAUCAAAACCUGCCUGGAAAAGGAAAAUAACUAUAUUGUGCAUCUGCAAAAUAACUGGAAGGAAUUCUCAUUUUCUCAUAGCAUGGUGAAAUGACAUCUUUGUAGGGGGUGCACACUUAAUGCAAAGGCCUGUAAGAUACACUUUGUCCAGGUGGUAAGAUUAUAUCUGAUUUUGAAGAACAGUGGAGCUUGCUUCACUCUCCAAGAUGUAGUUUUCCAUUAAAAUGUGUAAGGAAUGUAUGUUUUCAGUCUUCUUCACAAGCAUGUUUAAUUUCAGAUUACCUCAGAAAGGACAGACAUUCAGGACAUUUUGUAGAGAGAGAUGGUUCAGUAUAAUAGCUGAGAGUUUCAGCUGGGAGAGAAGCGCCAUCUUCAUGUGUUGCACAAACCAUGAAUUUAUCAGGUGUAAUGAAGGAGCGUCCCCUCUCUCAGCACUUCCCUCUCCCCCUUCAAGUCUGCAACAGGAGAAAAAGAAUACCCGUGACCUCUGUUGCAAAAACGCUAACAAUAUUUGGUUUCACAGAUAAUAGGCAAGUAAUAUUAUGAACUGUCUGGCAUUUAUUCACAGAAACAAAAAGACAAGUUUUGGCUUCAUUGCAAAGUGUUUUUUAAAUCUCAACAUAUAAAUUAUAAUUUUUAAACAAUACAGUUUGGCACAAAAUUCCUUCAUUAUUUGGUUAACGUUUUUAAGGAAGGUAGGGUAUGACCGUAUGAUACGCAGUGUUUUGCAGUUCUAAAAAUAUAUAGGCUUGUUUAUUUACAGUGACCGGCUGGCCUUUUCCAGACAAGCC
Messenger RNA from Python bivittatus (Burmese python), 2018 nucleotides. The record is from RefSeq and is a predicted model, not a curated record. NCBI's taxonomy places the organism in Eukaryota, Metazoa, Chordata, Lepidosauria, Squamata, Pythonidae.